AUGGAAAAGUAUUUAAACCAAAAUCAUAUUUCAAUACAUAACUCUCAAGACGCUAUUAAAGGACGUUAUAUAAAAGCAAAUGCUUUCUUACCACGAGGAACAGUCAUUAUAACUUCACAACCAUUAGGUACAGUAGCUAUACCUCAGAUGAUGAACGAAUAUUGCAAUUAUUGCUUUCGAAAACAAACAUCACCUCCUUUACAACGUUGCUCUCAAUGCAAGAAAGCUUAUUUUUGUGAUAUGGCUUGCUUUAAGAAUGCUUGGUUAAGUUAUCAUCAGUUUGUUUGUACAGCUCAAUCGAAUCAUCAAUGUGCAGAAGAUGAAUUGGAUCUUGAGAUGCUCGAGCGUGUUGCUCUUAAUGUGGCACGAUAUAGACAAAGAAAUAAGAUGAAUAAGGAAUCAGUAGAGGACGGUGAGACAGUGGAGGUAACGAUGGAAGCAUUCUUUAGUUUAAUGGGUCAUGAUACCUUACAACCACGACAUAUUACGGAAAGGAAUACGGCAUUAGCUCGUAAAACACUUGAAAGAAAGAUCUUUCAAGGUAUUUCGCAAGAGGAAUUAGUCCAUUAUUUGAACGUUUUCAGAUCCAAUAACUUUUCGAUUACUGACGUGGAAUUAUUCGCGAUCGGUGAAGGCACCUAUCCGAUUGCUUCCUUGUUUAAUCAUUCGUGUCAUCCAAAUGCUGUCGUGAUGUUUGAAGGCGCAUUAGCUUGUAUUCGUGCUAUUGAAGAUAUUCAACCAGGUACUGAAAUUACAAUCCCUUAUAUAGAUCCAGCUCAUUCAAGAAAGUAUCGACAAACUCUACUACACCAAAAGUAUUUUUUUGAUUGUCAAUGUGAACGAUGUCUAGAAAAUGCCAAUCGACCUUAUUUAAGUAAAAUUGAUACUUUACUAGGUGAAGAGGAAUCGGAUUGGGAUCGUGCGGAACAGCUACUUUUAGAAUACAAUCAUAAGCAUAUCGAUAAACGAGCACAGAUUCUAAAAGAAAUUGAAAUAUGGAAUUUAUUAGAUAUGUGUCAAAAAUAUGAUAGGAGGCAUGAUGGUUUUCCUGAUCAUGCUUUAACAAUAGCCAGUUAUAGCCAUUAUUUUGUUCAGUUCUUUUCACCUUAUCUUUUAACUUGUAAUCAACCCGAGUUACAUCUGCUGGGACCUUCUUCCUCAAAGACUUCCUGCUCUUUAACAGACUUUGAUGAUCCAUUGCCAUCACAAGCAAGGCCAAAGGUUCCAUCUACUUGUGAUGAUAUCAUGGCUACCUCUAUUGACAAGAUGCUUUCAUACGACUCAACAGCAGAUUCACUCCUCAUUAUCCCUUACCGACUCAGCACAUUAUCUAUCUGUACACGAUUGUUUUAUGAUCUAAUCUCAGAAGGCAAGUGGCAAAAUGCAGUUAAAGUAGGCUUGUACAUCUUGGUUCAAUAUUGUGUGAUUUAUCCUCCCUAUCACCCCAUGUUGGCACAGCAUUUCCUGAUCAUGGCGAAAGCAGGUUGGAAUUCAAUUGUUCAAUCUGAACUUUUGGUGGUAGGUGAUAAAGGAUUAGAAAAGGUGUAUGAAAGGGGUGUUCGAAGGUGGAUUGUGUCAGCAAAGGAAACAAUCGCUGUUGCCUUUGGGAAACAGAGUAAAUUAUGGAAAGAGAUAUUAGAGCUUGAGUGGAUAUUUUUAAGGGAACAAAAAUUAAAAUAA
Cokeromyces recurvatus is the source of this 1680-nucleotide messenger RNA. RefSeq lists its product as uncharacterized. Gene Ontology annotation, cellular component: nucleus. The record is from RefSeq and is a predicted model, not a curated record. The transcript has a single exon. Gene Ontology annotation, molecular function: protein binding. Bases 1 to 1680 code for a protein of 559 amino acids. Lineage: Eukaryota; Fungi; Mucoromycota; Mucoromycetes; Mucorales; Mucoraceae.